AUUCCCUUCUCCCUCCCAUGCUAGCAAGUUGAGUUACCUUGCUAGCGAAGCAAGACCCUUUAAAUUCAGUUUGUAGUUAGUUAUUAUGAAUAGGUUAAUUUAAACGGCAUAAUUUCAGAUUGUUUUCAUAAACUUGAUUAGAAUCCAAGUAACACAAUGAACAUACGAAACGCAAGGCCGGAGGACCUUAUGAACAUGCAGCACUGUAAUUUGCUAUGUCUUCCAGAAAACUAUCAGAUGAAAUACUACUUUUAUCACGGAUUGUCCUGGCCUCAGCUCUCAUACAUAGCUGAAGAUGAAAAUGGUAAAAUUGUGGGAUACGUGCUGGCAAAGAUGGAGGAGGACCCAGAUGAUGUGCCUCAUGGACAUAUCACAUCACUGGCAGUAAAACGAUCCCACAGACGUCUUGGUCUGGCCCAGAAGCUGAUGGACCAGGCCAGCCGGGCCAUGAUAGAAAACUUCAAUGCUAAAUAUGUCUCACUUCAUGUACGCAAAAGCAAUCGAGCGGCUCUGCAUCUAUACUCGAACACACUCAAGUUUCAGAUUAGUGAAGUAGAGCCAAAGUAUUAUGCGGAUGGAGAGGACGCCUACGCCAUGAAGAGAGACCUGGCACAUAUGGCCGAUGAGCUGAGGAAACCUGGAGUCCGUGUGUCGAGUCAAGACGUCCCGUCUGGCCAGAGCCCAUCAGGCUCCGGAGAUCAGGAGAGAGAAAGCGAGAGGGACAGCGGAGGAGAGAGCAAAGAGCUGAGUGAAGUCAGCGAGGCAACAGAAAGCACAGACGUUAAAGAUUCUUCAUCUGAUUCACAAUGACGCUGCAGUUCUACACGUUUUUAAAAGCAUCACCUUUUUACUCACUUUGUGGCUGUUUCUGGUUUUACAGACUAGUUACUUGUACAUCAAAGCCACAUCUCCUGUUUUCUUAAUUCUUGUAUUUUUUUUCCUGCUGUGAUUAACAAAAACACUUGGCUUUAAAAUCAUAUUCUAUCUAAAUUAAACAGAAAUAAUUGGUCUUUUUGUUGGUGCUAAAAGUCUGUAAUAUCUUUGCAGUGAAGACAACAUAGACUUUUUAGUUUAUAAACAGUGUGACUACAAAAUAAAAUAUUCAAUAUUCAAACUUUA
This is a messenger RNA of Nematolebias whitei (Rio pearlfish), 1119 nucleotides long. It is a transcript of the gene naa10, whose product is annotated as N-alpha-acetyltransferase 10, NatA catalytic subuni. Gene Ontology annotation, cellular component: NatA complex. The record is from RefSeq and is a predicted model, not a curated record. The coding region runs from base 157 to 810 and encodes 217 amino acids. The transcript has 8 exons. Gene Ontology annotation, molecular function: protein N-terminal-serine acetyltransferase activity; protein-N-terminal-glutamate acetyltransferase activity. Gene Ontology annotation, biological process: N-terminal peptidyl-glutamic acid acetylation. Lineage: Eukaryota; Metazoa; Chordata; Actinopteri; Cyprinodontiformes; Rivulidae.